CUUGCAGAGCACCUUAAAGUGGGGGAAAAAAAAGAUGGAAGCUUUUAGAGUUCAGAUGUUCAUGCCCUGCUCCUUUGAAAGCUUGUAUCUCAGUUCAGAGCAUCCUGGGGCUUCCAAGCCUCCCCUAAGCUCCUCCAGUAUGACAUCACGAAUCUUGCUACGACAGCAGCUCAUGCGUGAGCAGAUGCAAGACCAAGGGCGCCGAGAGCAGCAGCAGAAGCAGCAAGCAGCCCAGUUCAUGCAACAGAGAGUCCCAGUCAGCCAGACACCAGCCAUCAACGUCAGCGUGCCCAGUAGCCUGCCCCCAGCGACUCAGGUACCAAUGGAAGUACUCAAGGUGCAGACUCACCUUGAAAACCCAACCAAGUACCACAUUCAGCAAGCCCAGCGGCAGCAGGUGAAGCAGUACCUUUCUACCACUCUUGCAAAUAAACAUGCCAACCAAGCUCUGAGCUUGCCCUGCCCAAAUCAGCCUGGUGAUCAUGUCAUGCCAUCUGGAACGGGAAGCAGCGCACCCAACAGUCCGAUGGCUAUGCUCACGCUUAACUCCAACUGUGAAAAAGAGGGAUUAUAUAAAUUUGAAGAGCAAAGCAGGUUAGAGAGUGAGUGCCCGGCUCUGAACACGCACUCGCGAACAUCAUGCAUGCAGAUGGAUGAUGUUAUUGAUGAUAUAAUUAGUUUGGAAUCGAGUUACAGUGAAGAAAUCCUUGGCCUGAUGGAUCCGGCCCUGCAAAUGGCGAAUACGUUACCUGUAUCUGGCAAUUUGAUUGACCUGUAUGGCAACCAUACAAGUAUGCCUCCAGGGCUAAACAUCAGCAACUCUUGUCCUGCUAAUCUUCCCAAUAUAAAAAGGGAGCUGACAGCAUGUAUUUUUCCUACAGAGUCGGAAGCAAGGGCAUUGGCUAAAGAGAGGCAAAAGAAGGACAAUCACAAUUUAAUUGAAAGAAGAAGAAGAUUUAAUAUUAAUGACCGCAUUAAAGAACUAGGCACUUUGAUACCCAAGUCAAAUGACCCGGACAUGCGCUGGAAUAAGGGAACUAUUUUGAAAGCGUCGGUGGAUUAUAUCCGCAAACUGCAAAGAGAACAGCAGCGCACAAAAGAACUUGAAAACAGGCAGAAGAAAUUGGAACAUGCCAACAGGCACCUCUUGCUCAGAAUACAGGAGCUUGAGAUGCAGGCUCGAGCACAUGGACUUUCCCUGGUUCCAUCUACCGGCCUUUGCUCGCCUGACAUGGUAAAUCGGGCCAUCAAACAAGAAUCUGUUAUCGACAACUGCAACCCGGAUAUCGUACAGCGUCGCACAGAUCUUUCUUGCACUACUACCCUUGAUCUUACUGACGGUACCAUCACUUUCAGCGAUAACUUAGGAAAUGUGACUGACUCUAGCAACGCCUACAACGUUCCCACAAAAAUGGGAUCCAAACUGGAAGAUAUCUUGAUGGACGACACUCUCUCCCCCGUAGGCGUAACCGACCCACUACUUUCUUCGGUGUCACCUGGCGCUUCAAAGACGAGUAGCAGGCGAAGCAGCAUGAGUAUGGAAGAUACUGACCAUACUUGUUAGCAGAUGAUGCUCAGCAGUCUUUCAUAAACUGCAUCGUUUCGUGAUCAGUAGAUGAAAUAAUUGACCUUUUUAGGUUUUCUUGAUUUUUUUUUUUUUUCUUUUAAUAUAAAACUACUUGUGCUUCAUCAGUAGCCCAGUAUGUAUGUAUAUGUAUAUGUGUGUGUGUGUGUGUGUGUGUGUGUGUGUGUAUAUAUAUAUGUAUAUAUGUGUGUGUACACACACACACACACACACACACACACACACACAUAUAUAUACGUACACAAUUUCUUUUUUAGGAUUUUGUGAAAAGACUUGUAUAUUCUAUUUUAAAACUACCAAUGCCUCCAAAAUAUUGUACAACACGUGUACAGUGUCUGUGAACUGGAUUCACCGAGAACUUUGAACUGCUCGAAUCUACUCAAGCAAUAGAAUUACAAAUCAAGGGGCUGUUUCUAUUCAGGGGGGAUUUUAGGUAUCGGUGUAAUGCAGCCUGCUUGCUUGGAAACAAAAUGUAUAGUUUAAAAAAAAAAAAAAAAAAA
Messenger RNA from Alligator sinensis (Chinese alligator), 2085 nucleotides. RefSeq names its product melanogenesis associated transcription factor (gene MITF). NCBI's taxonomy places the organism in Eukaryota, Metazoa, Chordata, Crocodylia, Alligatoridae. The transcript has 11 exons. Bases 35 to 1564 code for a protein of 509 amino acids. Gene Ontology annotation, cellular component: nucleus. Gene Ontology annotation, molecular function: RNA polymerase II cis-regulatory region sequence-specific DNA binding; DNA-binding transcription factor activity, RNA polymerase II-specific; protein dimerization activity. The record is from RefSeq and is a predicted model, not a curated record. Gene Ontology annotation, biological process: regulation of transcription by RNA polymerase II; melanocyte differentiation.